UUCCGUCUUCCUCUCUGGCGUCCAUCUUGCUCUCCGCGCGUGUCUGCUGUUAGCAUACAGAUGAGAGAAACGAUAAUGAAUCAAGAGAAAUUGGCUAAACUGCAGGCGCAAGUGCGCAUCGGCGGAAAGGGUAGUGCUCGGCGAAAGAAGAAGGUGGUGCACAGGACGGCCACGGCCGAUGACAAGAAGCUGCAGUUCUCUUUGAAGAAGCUCGGCGUCAACAACAUCUCCGGCAUCGAAGAGGUCAACAUGUUCACCAAUCAGGGCACAGUGAUCCACUUCAACAACCCCAAAGUGCAGGCAUCGCUCGCCGCCAACACAUUCACAGUCACGGGCCACGCCGAGACCAAGCAGCUCACCGAAAUGUUGCCGGGCAUCCUCAAUCAGCUCGGCGCCGACAGCCUCACUAGCCUCAGGAGGCUCGCCGAGGCGCUACCCAAACAAGCCCCGGAUGGUAAAGCGCCGAUCGCCACUGUAGAAGAGGAAGAUGACGAAGUCCCAGAUCUGGUUGAGAACUUUGACGAGGCUUCCAAAGACGAAGCAAACUAG
Molecule: messenger RNA, 549 nt
Organism: Nerophis lumbriciformis (worm pipefish)
Lineage: Eukaryota; Metazoa; Chordata; Actinopteri; Syngnathiformes; Syngnathidae
Source: RefSeq, a predicted model, not a curated record